CCCUUCAGACCGUUUCAGACAAUCAGACACAAAACCUCUCGUUUUUCAGCUGUCAUUUUCCCCCACCAAAUCAAAAUCACUCUUAUCUCGCGAUGGAUUUCGACAGUCUUACGAGAAGAGAUCUUCAGUUCUUCUGUAAGAAGAACAAGAUCCCAGCCAAUAUGACCAAUAUCGCCAUGGCAGAUGCUCUCAAAGCUCUUGAGAUUGUUGAAGGUAUUGAGGAGUUCAUGAACCAAUCUGAGUCCACACGUGACCUGUCUCCAACAAGCGUAGCCAAGAACAUGCCAAGCGCUGCACGCACUGCGGCUAGAACAACUCGGAGAAAGACCAAAGAUGAAACUCAACCAACGGAGCUUGUGACCCGUUCUUGCCUUGUGACGAGCAAGUCUCUAGCUGGAGAGCUGGAGCAAGAAAACAGAAACGCUAACGUUGAUCCAUCACUACCUCAGAGCCGUAGAAGAGUUGCUGCCACAGUUGCUAUGAAUCUGGAGGAGAGCAAAACUCCAGCGGUGAGAAGCACAAGGAGGGCUCAGCCAGCUGCUGCAUCUGAGUCGGUUCAGAGGGUGUAUAGCACGAGAAGAUCGGUCAAGUUGCUUGAGGAAUCCAUGGCUGACCUGAGUUUGAAGACUAAUGUGCCUUCAAAGAAGAAGGAAGAUGCUGAAAGUGAAGGCUCCAAGCUUCAGGCAAAAUCAGAGGACAACUCUGAAGCUAUCUCAGUGAGAGAUCUAAAUGAUUCGUGGGAUGAUUCGAAGAAUGAUCCUGAUCUUGAUGUUUUAUAUGGUGAUCUUGGUGAUAUCACUUUCGUUGAUGCAACAACCUCUAAGGAACAGAUGAAUGGAACAGAGUCCAACACCGUUCCAGCUUCAGAGUCUGAAGAAAUGAAGAAUGAUUCUGAAACUGAAUCAGAGGAGGAUGAUGAUGAUUCUGGUGGUGUUGUUGCUGACACAAACCAAGAGGGAUCUGAGUCUAAGGUCUCUGCUAGUGAUAAUGUGGCUAAGGUAGACACUGUCCCAACAGUUGUGCUGGCUGAAGAAUCAGAAGAAAGCUGCGAGUCUGAUGAAUCAGAGAUGGCUAUAGUUUCAGACAAGAAGACUCAAGAAUCAGACAGUGAUGAAUGGUCUGAUUAUGAGAUAAGCGAGGUAGAUGAAAAGAGUUUGAGAACUGGAGAAGUGAUAGAUUCUUUUUCAGACAAGAAGACUUCAGCUUCUUCUUCUUCAGUUCUUGCUGGUAAAGAGUCAAAAACUCCACUGAAGUCCUCGUUUGAAACAGAAUCAAACGAACCAGCCCUUCUUGUUGCAGACAAGAACACGGAGAACAAAGAGAAUGUUGAGGAGGAGAUGGUUCUUGACAACAAUGGAGAGAGAGAAGCAGAGGCCGAGACUAAGAAGAAGAAGAACUUGAUCGAUGAAGAGAGCCUUAAAGACAUAAGCGUGAGGCAACUAACGAAGAUGGUGAAAGAACUUGCUAUCAAGAACAAGCAACAACACAAGAGCUUAGAGUAGUAGAGAAGAAACUGUUUUAGCCUUUUGAAAUCAUUUCCUUCUCUGCUCAAAAAAAUACUGUUGCUUAUUUUGUUUUCUAAGGUUGCUAUGUUUUUCCU
Molecule: messenger RNA, 1600 nt
Organism: Brassica oleracea var. oleracea
Lineage: Eukaryota; Viridiplantae; Streptophyta; Magnoliopsida; Brassicales; Brassicaceae
Product: nucleolin
Exons: 4
Coding region: 93-1502 (469 amino acids)
Source: RefSeq, a predicted model, not a curated record